Salvia miltiorrhiza (redroot sage) is the source of this 1779-nucleotide messenger RNA. RefSeq lists its product as uncharacterized. Gene Ontology annotation, molecular function: DNA binding. The transcript is spliced from 2 exons. The record is from RefSeq and is a predicted model, not a curated record. Lineage: Eukaryota; Viridiplantae; Streptophyta; Magnoliopsida; Lamiales; Lamiaceae. The coding region runs from base 1 to 1779 and encodes 592 amino acids.
AUGAGUCGAAAGGAUCCAGCCUGGAAGUACGCGAAAGAAAUUCCUGUACCAGGAAAAUUAUAUAAAUAUCUUGAAUGCAACUUUUGCCAACAAGAUAUUAAGGGUGGAGUUGGUAGAAUGAAGGACCAUCUUGCUGCUACGCAUAAGAACGUGAGGGCUUGCCCAAAAGUUCCUGAUGAAGUGAAAGAAGAAAUUUUGAAGUACUUGAAGAAGGGGACAACAGACAAAGAAAAACGCCAGGACCAAUUCAACGAUAUGGUAGAGUCUGGAGCUUACUUCCACGACAGUUCUAAUCCUAUCCAUGGUGAUGAUGGUGACAUGAGGAGCAUUAGAGGGCCGAUGGAUAAGUACCUCGUUCAUGUGGAUGAUGAAAAUAUUGAUGGCCAAGAGAAGCACGCUGCAAAUCCACCCCAAGAUAUGUCUCAACAUAUCAAAGAAGCUAGAAAGCAAGUGGCAAUGGACAUAGGGAGGUUUUUCUUCGAGAAUGGGAUUUCAUUCAACUGCAUCGAGUCUCCUGCGUUUGUGAACAUGUGUCGGUCCAUCGGAUUGUAUGGAAAAGGAUUGAAGGUUCCAUCUAGACAAGAGUUGAGUACAUGGAUUUUGAGGGAAGAAGUAAAGACUACGGACGUGAUAGUUGAAGAUGUGAAGAGAAGUUGGAUACAAACUGGUGUAUCCAUCUUAUCUGAUGGUUGGAAAGACAUGCGAGGGAGAAGCUUGAUCAAUUUCUUAGUCAACAACCCCCAUGGUACUGUUUUUCUAAGGUCCGUUGAUGCUUCAGAUGCUGUUAAAGAUGCCAAUUUGCUAUUUCAACUUCUAGAUGAGAUUGUGGAAGAAGUUGGAGAGGAACUAGUGGUGCAAGUUGUGACUGAUAAUGCUAGCAACUACAAGGCCGCCGGAAAACUAUUGAUGGAGAAGAGGAAGCGUCUUUAUUGGACACCAUGUGCUGCGCAUUGUAUUGAUUUGAUGUUGGAGAAGCUUGGAGAGCUACCACAACACAAGAAUGCAUUGAUGAAAGCAAAGAAAGUGAGUAACUUUAUCUACAAUCAUGGAUUGGUGUUGGCAAUGAUGAGAAAGCAUACAGAUAGAGAGCUUAUUCGUCCGGCAACGACUAGAUUUGCUACAGCUUUCUUGACCUUGGAGAGUAUGAUGCAGUUAAGGCAACCACUACAAGCUAUGUUCACAUCUGCAGAUUGGGAAAGGACUACGUGGUCCAAAAAAAGUGAUGGAAAAGAGGUUAAGAAGAUAAUCUUAAGUGAUCAGCGAUUUUGGCGUGCUGUUGAAUAUGCCCUAAACACUACAAGGCCAUUAGUGAAGGUCUUAAGAAUGGUGAAUGGUGAACAAAUGCCUGCAAUGGGAUUUCUCUAUGGUGCCAUGAACACAGCAAAAGAGGAAAUUGCCAAAAACGUGGGUGGACAGCUUGGGGAUUAUAAAGAGAUAUGGGAUAUCAUUGAUGCCAAAUGGGAGAAUCAAUUGCAUCACGAUUUACACGCUGCGGCAUACUUUCUAAAUCCUCGAUUUCAAUAUGGUGAAAAUUUCUCCAAGCAUCCUGAAGUUAAGAAGGGUUUAUUGUGUUGCAUGGAGAAAUUAAUUCCAUCUGCCGAUCACUUACAAGCUGAUCUUCAAUUGGAUAAUUUUCAAUCGUGCGCUGGACUUUUUGGACGAUACGCAGCCUUGGCAAGUUUCAAAACAAGAUCCCCUGGUAAUUGGUCGACUCAAUAUGGAGAUGAGAACCCUGAGCUACAAAGUAUUGAGUUUGACGUGUUCAGCUUCAGCAUGUGA